CACAUAGUCACAGGGGUGGACGAGAUGCCGUCGAGUCAGCAUGGCAGCCUUGAAAUUCCCUUCAAAGGACAGUCCGCAUCUACUGUUCUGCAAGACCGGAAGGCAGUCGGAAAUGUGUAUUAAGAGGGCCUCCCUCCCCGUCAAACCAUGACCUGGCCUCAACAGGUCGCAACUCAGCAUCGACUCGCACCUCCCAGUCCAAGCAUAUACAGCAUCCAUCCGCUAUCAACCCUUUCUCAGCAAAUCGCUUCGAACGCUUCACAAUGAAGAACUCCAACCCUCCCCUCGCCUUGGCCGCCGUGGCCAGCAUCUUAACCCUCACCAGCGGCGCGCCCACCACCGCCGAGUCCGGCGUCGUGACCUUCAGCAGCAGCGGCAACCUCACGGCCCGCGCCAUCAGCGAAUGCGGCGACUCGACCUUUAUCAACCAGAGCUCGGCGCCUCGCCUAAGGUGGACGACUGCUGGCGUCUGCACGACAACAUCGCGGGCGACGGGACCUGGACCGUGUCCGGGUGGGUGCAGCGCACGCUGGCCACCUACGGCACGUGCGCGGUCGGCGUGCAGUCGGGCACACUCGAGUUGUUUAAGGUGGGCAACGGGGACAUCCGCGCCCUCAUGCGGGACUCUAUUCAGAAGUUUGGGGGCGCCGGCGUGGUGGGCGCGGCGGGGAGGAUGGAGUGUCAGGUUGUCGGGGUUGGAACCACGACCGUCUACUGGGGGAUCUAUCACACCUAGAGCAAGGUACUUACCCCUCACCUCUUACAAGAGGUGCCGAAGGAUAAGAGAUAAUGGGGUGUGGUGCUUUGUUUCUCCAGUUGUUGCCUAGCCUCGAGCAUCCACUCGUUGAAAUCAUGACCAGAGGGAUUCGAACAGGAUAGUUAUUCUUUUAGUGCCCCACAUCUCAUUUCAAG
Molecule: messenger RNA, 912 nt
Organism: Parathielavia appendiculata
Lineage: Eukaryota; Fungi; Ascomycota; Sordariomycetes; Sordariales; Chaetomiaceae
Exons: 1
Coding region: 404-736 (110 amino acids)
Source: RefSeq, a predicted model, not a curated record